Messenger RNA from Sesamum indicum (sesame), 541 nucleotides. RefSeq lists its product as uncharacterized. Gene Ontology annotation, cellular component: TIM23 mitochondrial import inner membrane translocase complex. Lineage: Eukaryota; Viridiplantae; Streptophyta; Magnoliopsida; Lamiales; Pedaliaceae. The record is from RefSeq and is a predicted model, not a curated record. Gene Ontology annotation, biological process: protein import into mitochondrial matrix; protein insertion into mitochondrial inner membrane.
UCCAAGUCUUCUACAUUGCUGUGGCCUAAGGCUCAAGUUUUCUUGUAGAGCGAGAGAAAAACAAAUUACUGUCAGAUUUGUAGAUUUUGAGAGAAAAAUAAUAGUGGUAGUAGAGCAGAUAUGGCGAGGGAUGGGUGUCUGGCACGGGUGACCGCGGGCUUCGCCGUCGGCGGUGCUGUUGGCGGUGCAGUUGGUGCUGUUUAUGGAACUUACGAGGCUGUAAGAUUCAAGGUCCCAGGUAUCCUGAAAAUACGAUAUAUUGGACAGACGACGUUAGGGAGUGCUGCUGUUUUUGGUCUUUUCCUUGGAGCCGGAAGCUUAAUACACUGUGGGAAAUCUUAUUAGGCUUCUCAUUCCAGUUUGCCAUGAAGUCUUAUUGACCUGAAUUCCAUGUCAAUAUAUGUAAUUCCUAUUAGAUUUUCUUGGCAUUUUCUGCUUUUGUAUAUCAAAGAUAAUUGAAUGGUACAUCAUGAAAUUUAAUCGCUAUGUGGGCACUGAUCAGAUUGGUGGUGAUCAUUAGAACUUAUGUUCAAUGACUUUU